CUGUCGGUAUUGUCUCUGCCCUCUCGACACUCCUCCCUCUCCACCACCACUACCAACACCACCAUCGCCGUGCUGGUCCAAGCCAUGACCCAGGGUGCAAGCAACGGCAACCCUAACGGGUUGGCGAAUGCUCACGUCCGAUUCCUCCCCUUCUCCUACGACAGCGAAGAUUCUCAGCAAUCCGCGACCCGUUUAAUCCUGACUGUUCGACCAGACUGGGACACCGCCGACGACAAGAUCGAGUUCGUGCGCUUCACCGACGGCAUCACAAACACCCUUCUCAAGGCGAUCAACAAGCGGAAAGGAUGGUCCAAGGAGGACGUAGACAGGGAAGCCAUACUGUUGCGCGCCUACGGCAACGGCACCGCCGUCCUAAUCGACCGUGAGCGUGAGGCCCAGAACCAUGAGCUGCUCAUGAAGCACGGCCUCGCUCCCGAGUUGCUCGCGCGCUUCAAGAACGGAAUGCUCUACCGCUACGUCAAGGGCAGCGUCACAGCCCCCGAGGACCUGAGAAAGCCUUCAAUCUACACAGCCGUUGCCAGACGCCUGGCGCAAUGGCACGCGACCGUCCCCUGCAUCACCCAUCCGACGUCGGCAAACGGCCACGCUAAGGAGAAGGGCGCGAACGAAGAACAAAACCGGGAGGAUAUCAUCGAGAAUGUAGCCCCUGGAAAACCGGUCCCUAACGUCUGGACCGUCAUGCAGAAGUGGAUCCUGGCGCUACCAACAGAUACCCAAGAGCAGAGGGAGCGACAGGAAAAGCUCCAGCACGAACUGGAAUGUCUGGUGGAGGAAUUAAGUCAGCGCCCUGGCUUGGGGGUCGACGGGCUCGUCUUCGCCCACUGCGAUCUUCUGAGCGGUAACGUCAUCGUGCUACCUACAACAUACGCCGCCAGCGGCGCCAAGGACCAAGUGUCGGUGACCUUCAUCGACUACGAGUACGCGACCCCGUCCCCCGCGGCCUUCGAUAUCGCAAACCACUUCGCCGAGUGGGGAGGUUUCGACUGCGACUACAACGUCCUGCCCAGUCGAACCCAGCGCCGUGAGUUCAUCGACGAGUACACCCGAGCCUACUUCAAGACUCUGCAGGGCGACAAGCCGAACGUCGACGUCGAGGCCGAAGUGAGAAAGCUGAAUGACGAGGUCGACCUGUUCAGAGGAGUCCCGGGCUUCUACUGGGGCAUUUGGGCCCUUAUCCAGGCCGUCAUUUCGGAGAUCGACUUCGACUACGCGUCGUACGCUGAGACGCGGCUUGCGGAGUACUGGGCCUGGAAGGACGAGAAGGAUGGCAGCAGGGCUGCGGCCGGCAAGGAGAAGCCCCUGCCCCUCGAAAGCGAACUUCUGAUGCACACACUCGAAGCACUGUAUGAUUUGGCGACCCUUCCCAAAGGUAGCGAGAACGACUUGGCCUCCUUGUCCGCGUCGUCGGCUGGAGGAGGACGCCCUCUAGGCUCGGGAGGAAUGGCGGCCGAUCCUCACAACCUUCCCGACCCGGCCGUCGACAGCACCAUCCGGCAGCUCCUUGAUCAGCAAGCCGAUAUCCAAGCAAGGCUUGCCGCCUUGCUACCCACCAAGUAUGGUCCUAACGCCAGGUUGGAGCUGAAUAUGCUCCGCCACAAGUUGCGGGUUCUCCAGGCCUACUCCGAUCACCACCACAUAUCCGCUAGUAUUCCCGUCGUCUCUGAGCACGAAGAGGCGAGGUCACUGCAGUAUCGGUUUAAGCGCUGGGUUUGCACCGAACCGGACAACUACAACUCGUCACUCCCGCAGCCGGUCAUUCCUCUGUCAAAAUGCAAAGCUUGCGUCACACAGAAGCGAUACGGAGCCUAUUAUAACGCAGCGGCACACCUCCGCAGAGCCCAUUUCAAUCCUCACAGGGGCGGCAAAGCCAGCGGAGAUUGGCCUCCAAUGACCAUUUUGAAGGAUUGGAUGCGGGAAGUACGGCAAUCCGUGGAUAUUCAGGACAAUGACGAUUCCAGUGGAGGGGAGGAGGUCGACUACAAGCCACCACCCGAGUAUUUCACACAAGCACUACCGCCUCCACCGCCACCGGCUCGCUCUCCGACAUUUGGCCAACCGAUGAUCGCAGCAGCUCCUUCGUCAGUGCCAUUGCUGAUAGCCCCUGCGGAACCGAUGAUCCCGUCGCAACUGAGUAGUCCUUCUAGCAAGACUGUUGACAAUCGCACACGGUGCCCUCACCCUGAUUGCGGGAGGGUUUUCAAAGAUCUUGCGGCGCACAUGCUCACGCAUCAGGAGGAACGGCCGGAGAAGUGUCCCAUCGAGACUUGCGAAUACCACACCAAGGGGUUCGCCAGGAAGUACGACAAGAACCGGCAUGCGUUGACGCAUUACAAAGGUACAAUGAUCUGUCCCUUUUGCCCUGGAGUGGGAACCGCGUAUGAGAAGGCAUUCAACAGAGCCGACGUCUUCAAGCGGCACCUGACAUCAGUCCACAACGUGGAGCAAACACCUCCUAACAGCCGGAAGCUUAUCAUCAGCGGAUCCGGCAACGUUCGCGGGGAUGGUGCUCAAUGCUCUAUUUGCCAAGGCUUCUUCGGUACGGCUCAGGAAUUCUACGAGCAUCUGGACGAUUGCGUUCUUAAUGUUAUUGUGCCUUCGUCGGCGAAGACACCCAGAGACUCGUCGCUGCUACCCUCGACGUCGUCCGGCAUGGAGGAGAGGGAGAGAGCAGGCGACAGUGAUACCAUAAACGUGAAACAAGCAUCCCCUCUCGGCGAAAAGAUGGAUACCAACCCAUAG
Colletotrichum karsti is the source of this 2760-nucleotide messenger RNA. Its product is annotated as choline/ethanolamine kinase. Lineage: Eukaryota; Fungi; Ascomycota; Sordariomycetes; Glomerellales; Glomerellaceae. Gene Ontology annotation, molecular function: choline kinase activity; ethanolamine kinase activity. The record is from RefSeq and is a predicted model, not a curated record. Gene Ontology annotation, biological process: phosphatidylcholine biosynthetic process; phosphatidylethanolamine biosynthetic process. Gene Ontology annotation, cellular component: cytoplasm. The transcript is spliced from 6 exons.